Ambispora gerdemannii is the source of this 516-nucleotide messenger RNA. Lineage: Eukaryota; Fungi; Glomeromycota; Glomeromycetes; Archaeosporales; Ambisporaceae. The record is from the annotation of a GenBank genome assembly.
AUGAGUUUUGUACCAAUCGAGAUUUCCUCAAAGAAGCCAAUAAGUAGGUUUCGUCAGGUAGUGGAAAUUCCUUCGAAGAAAAGACGAGACCCACGAUUCGACAACCUUUCCGGAAAAUUCAACGAAGACCUCUUUGAAAAAUCAUACAAUUUUCUGGACAACUACAAAAAGAAUGAACUCGAAACUAUAAAAGAACAGAUUAGACGCGCUAAAGAUCCUAAUACGCGAGAUGAAUUGCAAAAGUUAUUGAUAAAGAUGCAAUCGAGAAUUAACACCGAGCAUAUAGCUCGACAGAAGAAACAACUUCGACGUGGAGUAAAAAAGAAAGAAUUGGAACUUGUUAGUAAAGGGAAAAAGCCAUUUUAUUUGAAGAAAUCUGCCGAAAAAGAAUUAGAACUCGUCGAGAAAUUUAAAAAUACCGAUCCGAAAAAUGUUGAAAAAAUAAUCGAGAAGAGGAGAAAGAAAAAUGCUGCAAAGGAACAUAAAAAUGUGCCGUUCAAACGACGAAAAACUUGA